Camellia sinensis is the source of this 2377-nucleotide messenger RNA. RefSeq lists its product as uncharacterized. The record is from RefSeq and is a predicted model, not a curated record. Lineage: Eukaryota; Viridiplantae; Streptophyta; Magnoliopsida; Ericales; Theaceae. Gene Ontology annotation, molecular function: protein binding. Gene Ontology annotation, cellular component: membrane.
GAGCUAGCCCAAAAUAGUUGUGGAGUGUCUAUAAAUAAUUAACUCUUGAACAUACUGAUCAAAAAACCAGUGCUGCUCUCUCUCUCUCUCUCUCUCAUGGCUUCCUUGGCUGACUUUGCAGACGAUAGCAAGGAAAUAUAUGUAGCUCUAAUGAGAGAAGAAGCAGACAAGGUGCUUGAACUCUGCAAAGAAUUUCAAGAUGGCCCGUUGCAUGUGAUAACCAUACACAAGGACACAGUCCUCCAUAUGGCCACAUACUCUAAACAAACUGACUUAGUGCUUGAGUUGCUGAAAAUGGUCUCUGCAAAUCAUCUUCACAAAAUGACACAUCAAAAUGGAGUUGGAAACACCAUCCUCCAUGAGGCUGCUACUUCCGACAAAUUACUCCCAGCUGCGAGGGAAAUGUUGCGCAUGGCACCCCGGUUGUUAGAUGUAUGCAACUGUUUCAAUGAGACGGCUCUUUACCGGGCAGCACGCUUUGGCAAACUGGAUAUGUUCAAGCUUCUUGAUCAUGAGGUCAACCAAAUCGGCAGAACUGUGAGAGACGUAGAAGCAUAUAGCAAGGCCUUUUAUCAAAAGAAGGACAAUGACACUAUACUUCACACGUCCAUUGUCAUGGAGGAAUUUCCCCUGGCCCUUUUGAUUGCCAAAGAGUAUGAAUACUUAAUCGGGGAACAGGACAGAGAUGGGAUGACUGCUCUUCAACUUCUUUCUUGCAAUCCAUCGGCUUUCAAAAAAAGUAGUAGAAGAUCCCUUAGGCGUCUCGUUUACUCUUGUGUUUCAAUUGAAGAAGACACAAUUGCAACAGAAGGGAAUUGGGAAGUGCCUUUGUGGGAAGCAAUUCGGAAGGAGAAGGAAAGAUAUAUAUCAGCUUUGAGGCUUGCCAAGUUCUUAAUAACGAAAGAUACAUCAUGGAGAGCUACUGAACGAGUGGAAGACCGGUAUCAUCCUAUGACCCAUGACUAUGGAGGAGAGACCUCUCUAGAAGAAAAAGAAGAGGAAGAGGAAGAGAAAGAGAAAGAGAAAGAGAAAGAGAAUGAAGUACAGAAACUACCAAUAAAUACUGAGACCAGCAUGAAGAGGGUUGCUGAAACGCCAUUGUUUUUGGCAACCAAGUCAGGAUGUGUGGAGAUUGUUAAAGAGAUACUCGAGCAGUACCCAUGGGCAGUUGAACAUAUUGAUAGCAAAGGGCGUACCAUGUUACAUGUAGCAAUAAAGUACCGCCAAAUAGAGAUAUUCAAUAUUGUGGAGAAAAUGGAAGUUCCAAUGAGGAGGCUGGAGCGAAAGAUCGACAACAAACUCAACACCAUUCUGCAUAUGGUUGGGAAAAAGAGAAGAGAUCAUACAGCUCGAGAGGUUCAGAGUGCUGCCCUUCAGUUGCGCGAGGACAUGCUCUUGUUUGAGCGUGUCAUGAAAAUCUGCCCUAGCCAUUUAAUAAAGCACAUCAACUUCGACGGACAAACUGCUGAAGAGUUAUUUGAAGUUAAAACCAAAAAACUUUGCCACGAGGCCAAAGAUUGGUAUAAGCGUACAGCAGAGCACUGCUCCCUUGUUGCCGUGCUCAUUGCCACCGUUGCCUUCGCUGCAGCCUACACAAUACCAGGAGGUCCCAAUCAAAAUACUGGUAUUCCACUUCUCCUCGAUCAACCUUUCUUCGUCGUGUUCACUAUGACCGAUGUCCUUUCCCUUACAUUUGCUCUGACAUCAGUGAUAAUAUUCCUGUCAAUCCUCACAUCUCCGUUUCGAUUAAAGGACUUCAAGCAGUCUCUCCCACAAAAUCUAAUGCUCGGUGUUACAUUUCUGAUCUUCUCGGUUUCAAUGAUGAUGUUGGCAUUUGCUGCAACUGUGAUUCUUAUGAUACAUAAUAGGGAGCAGUGGACAAAAAUUGCCUUGUACACUGCUGCUUUCCUCCCAGUCACCAUCUUCGCACUCUCAUACUUGCCUCUGUAUAUAUCGCUCAUGAAGACUCUCAAUUACUCAAUCAAGAAAAUAACCAUGAUUUUUCCUCAAUUCACCGGUGAUUCUGUUGUAUCUUGGGCUGCCAAUUCGUUUUCUCACAAAUUCAAGAUCACAAAUUCCUCAAAGCCCACUCAAAUUGAAACCUCCAGUUCGACAUGCCCUCCUAAAUCUAAAGCCUCUCAUACUUUAGUUUGAAUGGCAUGAAGGAAUCUUAUUUUAGUACUCUUUUAGCAACACCUUGCCCAUGAUCUCAGAGAUUGUUCAGACUCCCAGCGAAAUAUCUAUGGAUAUUUUAUUUCCAUCUGUUCUUUUUCUAGCCGUUGAAGUGUAUCACAAACUGCACGUAUUUUACUUGUGUUGUUGUAGAUUUUCUUUAUAUCUUAUUUUGGAAAGCAAAAAAUAAUGGAAAGUUUGAAAA